GGACUCCAGGCACCCGCUCCCCCAGCUGCUGACGUCAGCUGGCAGCCUGGGCUGUGCUCGCCGCUCCGGACAUAGCGCCGAGGAAAAAUGCUGCUCUCCGUACCGCCAAGGGCAGGGAUCAACCCAUACAACGGCUACAACAGCAGAAACAGCAAAAAGACCUAUGUGUCCUCCGGCCACCAGAUGGCGCCCCCAAGUCCCAACAACAAUAGUAGCAGCAACAGCAGUGGGGGAGGGGAACAGUUGAGUAAAACUAACCUGUACAUCCGCGGCCUCCAUCCUGGAACCACAGACCAAGACCUGGUCAAGCUCUGCCAACCGUAUGGCAAGAUUGUGUCCACGAAGGCCAUCUUGGAUAAAACCACCAACAAAUGUAAAGGAUAUGGCUUUGUGGACUUUGACAGUCCAGCAGCAGCACAGAAAGCUGUCACAGCCCUGAAGUCCAGUGGGGUCCAGGCUCAGAUGGCCAAACAACAGGAGCAGGACCCCACCAACCUCUACAUCUCCAACCUGCCAGUGUCUAUGGAUGAACAAGAGCUGGAGAGCAUGCUCAAGUCCUUCGGACAGGUCAUUUCCACACGCAUCCUCCGAGAUGCUAACGGGACCAGCCGCGGCGUGGGCUUUGCCAGAAUGGAGUCCACAGAGAAGUGCGAGGCCAUAAUUCAGCAUUUUAACGGCAAAUUCAUCAAGACUCCACCGGGAGUGCCUGUGCCCCCAGAGCCCUUAUUAUGUAAGUUUGCAGAUGGAGGCCAGAAGAAGAGGCAGAACCAGGGGAAAUACCUCCACAAUGGAAGGCCCUGGGCUAGAGACGGCGAUACGGGAGGAAUGACGCUAGCGUAUGACCCCACGGCCUUACAAAAUGGCUUCUACCCCUCACCCUACAGUCUGGCUCCCAACCGAAUGAUCGCCCAGACUUCUCUCUCACCCUACAUGCAUUCUCCCGUCUCAUCCUACCAGGUACACAGCCCGUCCUGGAUGCACCAUCAGUCAUACCUCAUGCAGCCAGCUGGUGCAGUUCUUACCCCGACAAUGGAGCACGCCAUGUCCAUUCAGCCCACGUCCAUGAUGGGACCUCUCGCCCAGCAGCUAAGUCACCUGUCCCUGGGCAGCACGGGCACAUAUAUUCCGGCCAACACAACUAUGCAGGGGACCUACAUCCCCCAGUACACCCCAGUGCCUCCCUCCAGUGUCCCAGUAGAGGAGAAUGGUGGUCAACAGCAACAGGUUGCUAUGGAGACUGCGGAACACACAAACUACUCGUACCAACACACUAAGUGAAGCUAAGCUCCCAGCAGGGUGGGGCAGAGGGCACGAGUGGAAUCCAACCAAACAGGAUUCAGCUAAACUGUGCUCCAUACGUCACCAAGCACCCAGACUUGAACAUGGAUAACAAAAGGAACGUGUGCGUGUGUGUGUGUGUGUGUGUGUGUGUGUGUCUGUCUGUCUUUUUUCUUUUCUCUUUAAGAAAAACACUUAUGUCAUUGGACUCUCCCGCUCACAUCCUCAAGAGUGGAUCAACCAAAGAUAGGAGUCUUCUUCACAGAAGCUUUGAUCUAUUUUGAUAUUUGAAAAAAGGAACAUAACAGAAAGUUUAAAAUAAGUCUAAAAAUAAAAACUUAAGAGAGGAGGAAAGACACAGAGCAUUAUUUUUGGUGCACGUUAUCUAUCAAAUUCUUAUUUUUAACAGAGAAAAAGCAUUCUGAACAUUUCAGGAUGAUUCAAAGAAGAGUUGAAACACAAUGUGUCUUUUAUUUUUUUGUAAAAUAUGCAAAUGUUUAUUUUUAUUUCCUGAUGUCUGUUGUCAACGUUCUAUUUGCAGCAGCGGAGGAAUCAAUUUGUACAGAUUCAAGAAUCUAAAAAAACUCUUGCUGAUCUGAUGUCCGCGACAAACCGUUUAAAGCUACUUCUUAAGUCUAACUUCUUCCAUAAGUGAACAAAAGACAAUCAAUUAUUUGUACUUACUAACGUGUACUUAAUUAUAAUAUUUCUUUCAAUUGAUAAUUUUUAGAUCAUUGAAACAAACAUUAAUACAAAAAACGUUAUUACUGUAGUCUAUAAAGACAGUCAAAAGCAGCUUUGAUGACUUUCAAUUCACUUCCUGUCCUGUAUGCAAACAUUGAGAGACACCUGUUCAUACUUAAAGUCGUCCUGUUUUGUUAGAAUGUAACUCCAUGUUACUUCUGUGUCCUAAGAAGUGGUUUUAAGCGGUUUUGCUUUGGCAAUCCUUCAGGAAUCAUUAAAUGUGUCCUGUGUUGAAGGGAUGAAAUGAACUCUUCUCAGAUCUGAGCAGUUAGAUGAACGAUUAUGCGUACAAAGAGCAAUGCAGUUACUAAAUUAAGAAAAGGCUUAGAAAAAGCCACGAGGGGAAAUGAAGACCAACACGAUCCCUGAGAAUAACUAGUUUGGAGAGAGCUGUCGUUCUUUUUUCAAUGCUGCUGUUGUCACCUGAGUUUUUCUCUGUCAGAGAUUUUUAGUUUGUAGAAAGUUUAACGUUUCUUUUUUCCAUUUGUCUGUCACUUGAAUUCUGUUUGCGCUAAUUUGCCUUGUUUUUGAUGAAUUUAUCUUUUGAAGUAGAUUAGAUUUUAGCUGUAGACUUUAGCUUUUUACAGAGAGUAGACGUUAGUUGUUGUUUUUUCUCUGCGUAGGGAUUGAUGCUGUUUUCUUGUGCACUUCACUUUUUCUCUCAUUUUGUUUUCACUCAAAUUUCCGUUCCAAACCUUGUGUCGUGUGUCCUUGCGUUGUGUCGGGCCUGUAGAAUGCCUUCAGAGCACAGGGUCGAACCAAACAAAGACUUCACAUAGUGCUGAUCCAAAAGAUUCAUACUGAUGCUGCAUCAGCGCCGAUGCUCAAAGAGGCUCCGUGCACACAAGCCCCGGAUAUGUUUGACUUUAUCAAGUGUAGCUCAUGUCACAGUGCAUCCAAAUAUGUUGAACUUAGAAAAACUGUAGAUAUGUAGAUAAUAGAAAUUAAUGGUUUUACAAAGGACUGCUCACUAGCCCAUGGAAGUGCCAUUAAAGACUAUUCUUACAGCCUUUGGUGAAACAGCCUGAAGGAAUUUAGGAGUGAUCCAGAAUUCUGCAAAAACAAGUUUUAGCUAAGCCUUAAUUUUCUUCUCUUGAUGAACUGCCUGAACUCUCAUAGGAGUGACACUAAGUUGUAAAUACUACACGGAAACAAGCUUGUUUGAAUGCCAUUGAGUUAGUCGUCACAUCAGUCGAGUUAGCUGUGGGGUUACGCGGAGCUUUUCUUCCCGCUCUUCAACCAUCCACAUUUGAGUCCAGCAAUAAACACAUUGUGUAGACGUCUUUCUUAAGGCUCGCAGUUGAUUGUUCUGUUUCCAACUUUUUCGCUGUGUUGUUUAUUUCCACAACCAAAGACGUUGAAGCCAACCAUCUUUAAGCUCUUGGCUUAAGCUGCUCUCAUUUGUGGACGAUCAUGUGUUGCGUGUAGCUGGAUGAAAAGCCCUUUUUUCUGCUCCUGACAGUAAACAGGGCUAACAUCACAAUAAGGGGGGGGGGGGGGGGGUGACGUGCACACAAUAUUCCAUUAAGACCAAAGUCUAAGGUUUUGUGAGGACUUUGCGACUACUCUAUCCCUCAUAUAGUAAAGUACAUGUAAAUGAUCUGGUUUUGUUGACAUGAGUUGAUUAAGCUGAGUUUUGGUGCGCAUGUAAACUAAUUAUGGACCUUAUUGGCCGACACACAGGAGAUCUCCAGAGCUUUUACGACGGUGACAGUUUUCAGACACGAGAGCUCAUUUUGUAAAUAGUCUUUUUCUUCCACUUUCUUGUUUGUUUCUUUGUGUGUGUUUUUUUUUUUUUUUAAUGAUUCAUAGCCUGUCUAGAUAACACAGUGACCUGCAAGGUCUUCACAUUCAGUGCCCCAUGAAGGAAAUGUCAUGGAUGUUGUUUAUAUGUUCAGAGAAAUGAUAUUCCAUGUAUUAGCCAUCACUUUAAUACAAAAUACCGGAUUUUGAAACUAUGAAAUGACCACUUGUUACAAUUACAUGUUUAUUUAUUUUAAUUUUUAAUUGUUUUAUAAAAUUGUUAGAGGUAAUAUUAGAGAGAAGUCAUGGUGCUCCAAAAUAAAUAAGAAUCAUGAAAAUGAUCGAACUGUACGUUACAGUUAAACUGUAGAAAUACUGAGGUCAACGGUGUGCUCUACACACAAUAUUUGAAAAUCAAAAAAUCUUGUUGCACUUAUUUUUAGUCUACACCGAUUUGAAAUGCUCUUUUUGUCCAUAUAAUUUAGAUUUGAUGUCUUAUUUCAUAGCUUCAAAAUGUUUUGCUGCUAAAACAGGAUUUCCAAACAGGUGGUUUGAUGUUGCCCAAUCAGAAUUCUCCAAAUGUCCAAUAAUCCAAUAAUUUGGUUGAUACACAGUAUCCCCAUUGUUGUUUUUCAGAAUAACCUCAUGGUUUUGAUUCUAUUUUACUUUUUAAGUUGUAUUUGACUUAAAUAAAUGUUGUCUUAUGGUGACAAUUAUUUCAAUACAAAUACAAUUCAGAAUAAAAUAAAAAGUUUGUGUGAAACUCCGACAUCUUGAGAAUUUGACGAGCUCAUCUCACUCCCUGCUUGUAAACAGUUUUCUUAUUUAUACAAAAAUUCAUUUUGUACAGUUUUUUUUAAGAGAAGAUAGGUUUUGAUAUUUGGUUAUUUUGCAAAGCCACUUGGCUCCUUUUGUCUUCCUGUGCCAGAGUUGCUAAGUUUUCUGUAACUUUUUUUUAUUUUUAUUGAUUGCGAUAAGAUUUUCUUUCUGCAUUGGUUUUCUCUUUGAAUUUGUCAAUUUCCCUUUUUUUAAAUAAAAACUUGUUUCUGUGA
Molecule: messenger RNA, 4817 nt
Organism: Gasterosteus aculeatus aculeatus (three-spined stickleback)
Lineage: Eukaryota; Metazoa; Chordata; Actinopteri; Perciformes; Gasterosteidae
Source: RefSeq, a predicted model, not a curated record